AUGACGGGCGGUCGAUUCGACUUUGAUGAUGGGGGGACCUACUGCGGAGGGUGGGAGGAUGGCAAAGCCCACGGCCACGGUGUGUGCACCGGACCCAAGGGCCAGGGCGAGUACUCUGGCUCCUGGUCGAACGGUUUCGAGGUAGUUGGCGUCUACACCUGGCCCAGUGGGAACACGUAUCAGGGUUACUGGGCGCAGGGAAAGAGACACGGGCUCGGGAUUGAAACCAAAGGGAGGUGGAUUUACCGAGGAGAGUGGACUCAUGGGUUAAAGGGCCGUUACGGAGUCAGGCAAAGCGUAAACACGCCGGCCAGGUACGAGGGUACCUGGAGUAACGGCCUGCAGGACGGGUAUGGCGUGGAGACGUAUGGUGAUGGAGGCACGUAUCAGGGUCAGUGGAGUGGUGGCAUGCGUCACGGCUAUGGAGUACGUCAAAGUGUUCCUUAUGGCAUGGCUUCUGUCAUCCGCUCACCUCUACGAACUUCGCUGUCUUCACUCCGCAGUGAGCAGAGUAAUGGUACAGUACUGCGUGACAGCCUAUCCGAUAGCCCUGCUGGCACACGUGGUGGUUUUGUGCUCAACUUCCAAUCAGAUGGAGAAGGUUCAGAGAAGAGAAAGGGUCUUUUUCGCCGUGGCUCCUUUUUUGGUAGCCUUCAGCGACUACGCAAAUCUGAUUCACGCUCAUCAAUUUCUAGUAAGCGCAGUUCAGCACACAGUGACACUACCAUGAGCCGCAUCAGUUCAAGUGACGCCAACUCUACCAUUAGCUUUGGGGAUGGAGACCCUGGCGAUGACUACCUGCCUCUUGAAGACAGUGUGGAUGCUACCACCACCGAGGCGUAUGUGGGCGAGUGGAAAAAUGACAAACGCAGUGGCUUUGGUAUCUCUGAGCGGUCUAAUGGCAUGAAAUAUGAAGGUGAGUGGUUGAAUAAUAAACGCCAUGGCUAUGGCUGCACCAUCUUUCCUAAUGGGACGAAGGAAGAAGGGAAGUACAAGAACAAUAUGCUGAUCCGGGGUAUCAGGAAGCAGCUGUUCCCACUAAAGAAUACCAAGACCAAACAAAAAGUGGAUCGUGCCAUUGAAGGAGCAGUGAGAGCAGCAGCCAUCGCCAGAACCAAAGUUGAGAUUGCCAUCUCCAGGACGUCCCAUGCCCGGGUCAAAGCAGAGUGUGCAGAUCAGGCUUCACAAUCAGCCUGCCAGGAUUCUGAUAUUGCCCGAGCUGUGGCCAGGGAGCUCUCCCCAUCGUUCCAUCAGCCAGGACCUGACUACACACUGCAGAAGUACAGUGACUCACAAGAUGUAACGGAGAUGCCCAGAGAGGAGACAAAAGAGAAAUCUCUUUCAGGGAGCCCACAUUUCUACAGGAAAGGCACAACACCAACCCAGUCUCCAUCUGCGAGCCCAGGUCCCAGCCCUAGUCCUUCACCUGCUGCUGCUAAAAAGGCUCCAACAGCAGAGGCUUUGACAGCAGGCAUAACAAAAGCAGCGUCAAAACUUUCUCUGAGACAGCAAGUAAGGCAACAAGAGGCUUCUCCCGCAGUCAAACCGUCUGUUACCACAACAGUCAGCAGUUACUCAAGCAAUGGACAGAUUCACUCCCAGUACCAUGGUUACCAUGUUAAAGCAAAUCUGAAGAUUCAACCCCCUGAAGAACCAGUUGGUGUAGUGGAUGAUCUUCACCCAUCUGACCCUGUACACUUGCUGCCAUCACCUGUCAAACAAAUUCAACCACCAGCACCAAAACCCCUGCCAGCCCCUAUCCCUUCACAAGUUCCAGCAAAAGAUGGCACCAAAGCACAAGAGCCUCCCAAGGAAUCACAAAAAAAGGAAUCAAGCAAAUCAAGGAGCCUUGCAGAAACCAAGAAAACCAGUAUGGAAAUAGAUCCUGAAAUUGUAGAGGACAAAUCGGGCCCUAACUCCAUCUUGGUGGUUCUUGUGAUGCUGUUGAAUGUAGGUCUAGCAAUCAUUUUUGUCCAUUUCCUCACCUGA
Molecule: messenger RNA, 1989 nt
Organism: Pelmatolapia mariae (spotted tilapia)
Lineage: Eukaryota; Metazoa; Chordata; Actinopteri; Cichliformes; Cichlidae
Product: junctophilin-1-like
Exons: 6
Coding region: 1-1989 (662 amino acids)
Cellular component (GO): sarcoplasmic reticulum; plasma membrane; junctional membrane complex
Source: RefSeq, a predicted model, not a curated record